AUGGUUUCGUUUUUUUGGUGUACAGUUAUCGCAUUGAUAAUAUUUUGGUUUUAUGUCAAAUUUAUUGUGCCAUUACGAUAUUUUAAACGUCUGGGUAUACCUGGGCCAUCUCCUAUCCCAAUCAUUGGCACUUUAGCAGCUGAUACCAAAGAUGGAAAAGGCAAUCAUGAAGUGCAGCAGAUUCACUUGGAGAAGUAUGGCAGAGUUUAUGGAUUUUUCGUUGGAUCGAUGCCAGCUUACGUUGUAGGUGAUUUAGAUAUUAUUAAGAAUAUACUGAUUAAAGAGUUUCCUGCAUUCUCCAAUCGUGCUAUGUUCUUUAAAACUCCUGGGUUAGAGAAAAGUCUUGCUAAUUUACGUGAUACUGAUUGGAAACGCAUUAGAACUGUAUUGAAUCCUACAUAUACAACGUCCAAAAUGAAACAGAUGUUUCCUUUAGUAAAUGAUUCCGUCGAUACUUUCAUAAGAAAAAUGGAAAGGGUAGCUGAUAAGAAUCAAUCAAUCGAUGUAUCGGAUUGGUUGAAACAACUUAGCUUAGAAAUUAUAACUGCUAGUGCUUUUGGUGCAAAGUGUAACGUUCAAAAUGGUGGACAUGAUCGUUUAAUAAAUAGUGCAACGGCAAUUUUCAAAAUGAAUCCUACUGUCAUCGCGUUGUCAUUCAUGAUGCCUAGAUUAGCUCCAUUAUUUGCUGCUUUCGAUAAAUCAUUUAUGAAUGGUGUCAAGUACAUUGAUAAAGCGGUUGCUAGUAUUAUCAAGAUGCGACGUCAGGAAGGUGCUACCGGAGCAAAUUAUAAAGAUCUAUUGCAGCUGAUGAUAGAUGCUAGCGCUGCUGCUGAAAGUAACAAGAGCCUGACAGAUAACGAAAUUAUUGCCCAAUCGAGUACAAUCAUGCUGGCUGGUUACGAAACUACAAGUAGCUGUGCUACUUUUACGGCUUAUUUGUUAGCUAACAAUAGCGAGGUUCAAGAUAAAUUAAUUCACGAGAUAGCAAAAGUUUGUGGUAAGCAAGAAGUUACGUAUGACAUGCUCGGCCAAAUGACCUAUUUAAAUAAGGUUAUUCAUGAAUCGCUACGUAUGUAUCCUCCCGGUUACAUACUGUUACGCGAAGCAACAACUACUUUUCAGUGUAAUGGCUACACUUUUCCUAAGGGCAUUCCCAUAUUCAUUCCUGCUUAUGCUCUUCAUCAUGAUAAUGAUAUCUGGCCAGAGCCGUAUCGGUUUAAUCCAGAAAGGUUUAACAAAGACCUCGUUGAAGCUCGUCAUCCUUGUGCAUACAUGCCUUUCGGUUUAGGCCCACGCAAUUGUAUUGAGACAGAAAUCCCAAUUCAAGUUACAGCAGCAACCACGCUAGCACCCAAGAAUUCUGUUUAUCUUCGAGUUAUGUCUCAUACCUCUUAA
Molecule: messenger RNA, 1395 nt
Organism: Trichoplax adhaerens
Lineage: Eukaryota; Metazoa; Placozoa; Uniplacotomia; Trichoplacea; Trichoplacidae
Exons: 2
Coding region: 1-1395 (464 amino acids)
Molecular function (GO): oxidoreductase activity, acting on paired donors, with incorporation or reduction of molecular oxygen; steroid hydroxylase activity; iron ion binding
Source: RefSeq, a predicted model, not a curated record